CGGGUGGCUGAAGUUUAAGGACGGACUGCGGGAACGCUGUCAGUUCAGUGUUCAGUUCCGUGCGAAUUGGCGUUGGGUGUGGACGCGAGUGGCGGUAAGCAGGCGACGUCUCUAAGAAACAGCUCUUCCAUCUCUCGUGACUCUGGCGCCGAUGCGGCAGUAGCUGGCUGCUAGUUCAACAAUUCCCGCAUAAGUUCAAGUGACAAUUGCCCAGCCAAUAACAACUUUCCGACGAAGUCAACGCAAACUGAUACCGAUUCGAUUGUCUCUCGAUCCCCAUCGAUUCAUUACGCACAGGAAAGGAAAGCCAAGCAUUAAGUUUCAGUGAAAAAGUUUCCUUGGCUCCGUUGGCCUGGCCACGCUAGCGAAGCGAAGCCAAAAAUUUCGCAAAUGUGUUUACCUAACGUCGGGCUAAACCAAUUAACAGAAUUCGUUCUUGUGUAAUAAAUAAAUUGGCAACAAUUAUAACUUGCAAUCUCACUCAAGCAUAAUCAAAUGAAAAGUUCAACAAAAUGUUUACGGCAAUUGCAGCUCAAAGCGGGAGACCAUAGACGGUUUUCAAGGUGCUGUGGUAGUGGCACCAAAACUCAAAGGAAGCCGCAAGGCUCGACCAGAAAUAUAUAAUUGGUAUUGCAGAAAGAAGCCAAGAAGCCGCACACAUCGCACAUUCCGUCCGCUUUCAGCCGAGGCGCAUGUGAACGUAGCCGGAGCCCAAAGAGAGCACGUGGGCGAGGCGGGCUGGCAAUGCCAAAAUGCCAUCGGCGCAUCAGAUCCUGUUCGUAAAUGUCACCACAACGGUGGCGGCGGCGGCUCUAACCGCUGCGGCCGCCGUCAGCACCGCAAAAUCCGGUAGCGGCGAUGCCACACGUCCGUAUACGAAUACGGAUGCGGAUGCGGAUGCGAUGGGUGUGGGUGUGGAAGCGCAGACAGUGUCCAACAUAUCCGGCUCGCUGGUGGAGGGCCUGACCACCGUGGCGGCGGCACUGAGCACGACUCCGGCGGAAGCGGACUCCGGCGGAGAGUGCGGCGGAGAGGUGGAGGAGCUGCACACCAGCGUGUUGGGCCUGCAGCUGGCGGUGCCGGAGUGGGAGGCCCUGCUGACCGCCCUGGUGCUGUCGGUCAUCAUCGUGCUGACCAUCAUCGGGAACAUCCUGGUGAUCCUGAGCGUGUUCACCUACAAGCCGCUGCGCAUUGUCCAGAACUUCUUCAUCGUGUCGCUGGCGGUGGCCGAUCUCACGGUGGCCCUGCUGGUGCUGCCCUUCAACGUGGCCUACUCGAUCCUGGGCCGCUGGGAGUUUGGCAUCCAUCUGUGCAAGUUGUGGCUCACCUGCGACGUCCUGUGCUGCACCAGCUCCAUCCUGAACCUGUGCGCCAUCGCCCUGGACCGCUACUGGGCCAUCACGGACCCCAUCAACUACGCCCAGAAGCGGACCGUCGGCCGCGUCCUGCUGCUCAUCUCCGGUGUGUGGCUGCUCUCGCUGCUCAUCAGCAGUCCGCCGCUGAUCGGCUGGAACGACUGGCCGGACGAGUUCACCAGUGCCACACCCUGCGAGCUGACCUCGCAGCGCGGCUACGUCAUCUACUCCUCGCUGGGCUCCUUCUUCAUUCCGCUGGCCAUCAUGACCAUCGUCUACAUCGAGAUCUUCGUGGCCACGCGGCGGCGCCUGCGCGAGCGGGCCAAGGCCAACAAGCUCAACACGAUGGCGCUCAAGUCCGCCGAGCUGGAGCCCAUGACCAAUUCCUCACCUGCCGCCGCCUCCGCUUCCGCCUCCGGCUCCAAGUCGCGGCUCCUGGCCAGCUGGCUAUGCUGCGGCAGGGAUCGCGCCCAGUUCGCCACGCCCAUGAUCCAGAACGACCAGGAGAGCAUCAGCAGCGAGACCCACCAGCCGCAGCAGCCGCACGAGGGCUCCAAAACGAGGGCGGGAUCCCAGAGCCACGGCGAUCCGCAGCAGCAGCAGCAGCAGCAGCAGCAGCAGCACGUGGUCGUGCUGGUCAAGAAGUCGCGGCGCGCCAAGAUCAAGGACUCGAUCAAGCACGGCAAGGCCAGAGGCGGUCGAAAGUCGCAGUCCUCGUCCACCUGCGAGCCGCACGGCGAACAGCAGCUCCUGCCCUCCAGCGGGGGCGGUGGAGGGGGAGGGGGAGGGGGAGGAGGAGCGGAUGGCUGCAGGACCGGCGGAGGGAAGUCCGACGCCGAGAUCAGCACGGAAAGUGGCAGCGAUCCCAAGGGUUGCAUACAGGUCUGUGUGACCCAGGCGGACGAGCAGACUUCCCUCAAACUGACCCCGCCGCAAUCCUCGACGGGGGCAGCCACCGUUUCCGCCACGCCGCUGCAGAAGAAGCCCAGCGGAGUGAACCAGUUCAUCGAGGAGAAGCAGAAGAUAUCGCUGUCGAAGGAGCGCCGCGCGGCCCGCACCCUGGGCAUCAUCAUGGGCGUCUUCGUCAUCUGCUGGCUGCCCUUCUUCCUCAUGUACGUCAUCCUGCCCUUCUGCCAGAGCUGCUGCCCCACGAACAAGUUCAAGAACUUCAUCACCUGGCUGGGCUACAUCAACUCCGGUCUCAACCCGGUCAUCUACACCAUCUUCAACCUGGACUACCGGAGGGCUUUCAAGCGGCUGCUGGGCCUGAACUGAGGGCCCGGAGAGUGUUGCUCAGAGUUUGUGCCAAACUUAAAUAGAUGUUUAUCCGACCAGCAAAGAUCAAGAUCUCAGUCGUAAGUUGAGCCCCAACUUCAAAACUUCCGACGUGGAACCAAAAUCAAACUUCUCAAACUGCUCGUUUCCUAAUAUGUCAUAAUUUUGAGCCCUAAGCUUUUUUCUCAAAAAAGUACGACGACUUUAAUUUUGACUGUACUCAAAUUUGUUUCUCAAAUUUUAAUUUAGGUUAGGCUUUUUUUUGUUUAUGUUUUCAUAGUUUAAAUUAAUAUUGUGUGUGGAUCUAAUCUUGUCCAAAAAAUGGAGAAAACAUAAUGCGAUUUCAACUAAGAGGUGUUUCCAGAAUUUUUUCAAGUGCUGAAAUUGAUCCUGAUAAUAUUGAUCAACAUUACAAGAAUAAUAGCUUUUAUUGUUUGGAGUUGUCGGGAUUACGGGAUUUAAAAAAGGGUUUUUAAAUUAAAAGCCUGUUCGGUAGAUCUUUUGUGUAGGCCAACUAAAUUUCAUAUGAAAUUUGUAUGAUCAAAAUACCAAUUUUGCCAAUUCAAAAUGCUUGUUUACCAACAUUUUAUUUAAUUAAAAUGUUUUAAAGUUUAUGUGUAGAAGCACCUCUGUUCCCUGUUUUUUUUUUUUUUUUUUUGGUUUUCAGUUCGGUUAGUUUCUUUUGUUGGGGAAAACUAGUGCUUACUUAAAUAAUUAAAAACUGUUCAAUACUCAUAUUAUAAGGGGUUGUGCUGGGAUAAAAAUGAGGAGAUAUGCAUCCAGCCGUACACGCCUACAAAUAAAAUCAUCAAAAUUACAAAGUAACAAAUUGCAUAACCAUACAUAACAUUAUACAGGAUAAGUGACAUCCCAUACGAGAAUAGCAUCAUAAUGAAUUUAAUAUAAUUAAAUUAAAUGUUUAGACACAAGAUCUGUGGCAACUUUCGUGUUUCACCCUAUGCGUAUGGAAAAACCAAAUCGGUGUUAGUUAAAUUCAAUCUGCGCUCAAAAUAUGUAUAACAACUAAGCUAAACACAAACUUCCAAGAAAUAAAAUUUGUUUUCUAGGCAUUACUUUAACGAUUUGUAUUUAAAUGUAAUUUAAUUGUAGGCAAGCAAAAACCAAACUACUAUACUUAAUUGUAUAUUUUCAAAUACGCUUUGAACUAUUUGUUAAAUAAUUUAUUGAUUAAUUGUUUUUAUGACAGAGCAACAAUUGUGUUGAGUGGGCAGCUAAAAGCUUGCGCAUCGAAACUUUCUUAGGAUAGAUAAAUGUUUAAUUGCACUUUACGAAAUGCAACAUUGUUAGCGAAUUGGAGUACAUGCUAUAUCGUAUAUAUCACAAUUUAUGUCUUUUAACGACGAUGUACGAUAGUUUCACUAAUUAACUUGUUUAACGAGCAAAUGCAAGCUAAGCAUAUACGAAACAAACAAAA
Molecule: messenger RNA, 4065 nt
Organism: Drosophila gunungcola (fruit fly)
Lineage: Eukaryota; Metazoa; Arthropoda; Insecta; Diptera; Drosophilidae
Gene: Oct-TyrR
Product: tyramine/octopamine receptor
Biological process (GO): adenylate cyclase-activating adrenergic receptor signaling pathway
Cellular component (GO): membrane
Molecular function (GO): octopamine receptor activity
Source: RefSeq, a predicted model, not a curated record